Messenger RNA from Sinocyclocheilus grahami, 2651 nucleotides. Its product is annotated as pre-mRNA-splicing factor ATP-dependent RNA helicase DHX15. Gene Ontology annotation, cellular component: intracellular anatomical structure; spliceosomal complex. Gene Ontology annotation, molecular function: RNA helicase activity; ATP binding; RNA binding. The record is from RefSeq and is a predicted model, not a curated record. The transcript has 13 exons. Bases 116 to 2224 code for a protein of 702 amino acids. NCBI's taxonomy places the organism in Eukaryota, Metazoa, Chordata, Actinopteri, Cypriniformes, Cyprinidae.
UUCCGGUCGCCAUCUUGUCGUUUAGCCGUGUGUUUGUGAGAGAGAGAGCAGCGGCUGCGCUGGAGAAACCGACCAAACUCUUUCUCUUUCGCCUUAUUAAUAUUUCUAUAACGAGAUGUCAAAACGGCACCGGUUGGACUUAGGCGAUGAUUAUUCGUCGAGCAAGAAGAGGUCAUCUGACGGUAAGGACCGAGACCGAGAUCGGGACGACCGGUCGAAGGAUCGCGAUCGCGACCGUGACCGAGACAGAGACCGUGAUCGAGACCGGGAUAGAGACAGCAAGGUGUCCAGUGUGCCCCUCAGCUCCAGCGUGUCCGGCGGUGGGAUGCUCCCGCUGAAGCAGACGGCAAUGCAACAGCAGAUCAACCCCUUCACCAACCUGCCUCACACGCCGCGCUUCUUCGAGAUCCUCAAGAAGAGGCUGCAGCUGCCCGUCUGGGAGUACAAAGAACGCUUUAAUGACAUCCUCAACCGACAUCAGAGCUUUGUGCUCGUUGGAGAGACAGGCUCUGGAAAGACCACACAGAUCCCUCAGUGGUGUGUGGACAUGGUGAGGGCCCUCCCGGGCCCCAAGCGUGGUGUGGCUUGUACACAGCCACGUAGGGUGGCAGCCAUGAGUGUGGCUCAGAGAGUGGCAGAUGAAAUGGAUGUCAUGCUGGGGCAGGAGGUCGGAUACUCCAUCAGAUUUGAGGACUGUAGCUCUGCAAAGACCAUUCUGAAAUAUAUGACAGACGGUAUGUUGCUCCGCGAGGCUAUGAACGACCCACUGUUGGAGCGAUACGGUGUCAUUAUUCUCGAUGAGGCUCACGAGCGCACCUUAGCCACAGAUAUUCUGAUGGGCGUCCUCAAAGAAGUGGUCCGGCAGAGAUCCGACCUCAAGGUCAUCGUAAUGAGCGCCACUCUGGACGCUGGAAAGUUCCAGGUUUAUUUCGACAGCUGCCCCUUGCUGACCAUUCCCGGCCGGACGCAUCCCGUGGAGAUCUUCUACACGCCCGAGCCGGAGAGGGAUUACCUAGAAGCGUCCAUUCGCACGGUCGUCCAGAUCCACAUGUGUGAGGAAGAUGAGGGAGAUGUGCUGCUCUUCCUCACCGGACAGGAGGAAAUCGAUGAAGCCUGCAAACGGAUCAAACGUGAGAUUGAUGAUCUCGGCCCCGAUGUUGGUGACAUCAAAAUCAUCCCGCUCUACUCCACGCUGCCACCACAGCAACAGCAGAGGAUCUUCGAGCCGCCUCCACCCCGCAAACCCAGCGGAGCCAUCGGCAGGAAGGUUGUGGUUUCUACAAACAUCGCUGAGACAUCCCUCACCAUCGAUGGCGUGGUGUUUGUAAUUGAUCCUGGCUUUGCCAAGCAAAAGGUGUAUAACCCUCGCAUUCGAGUUGAGUCACUGCUCGUAACGGCUAUUAGUAAGGCUUCGGCCCAGCAGAGAGCCGGCCGUGCUGGACGUACGCGCCCAGGAAAGUGCUUCCGGCUCUACACCGAGAAGGCCUACAAGACUGAGAUGCAGGAUAACACAUACCCUGAGAUUCUCAGGUCGAAUUUGGGCUCUGUGGUGCUACAGCUCAAGAAGCUCGGUAUCGAUGACCUAGUGCACUUUGACUUCAUGGACCCACCAGCUCCUGAGACCCUGAUGCGAGCCCUGGAGCUGUUGAACUAUCUGGUGGCGCUGAAUGACGACGGUGACCUGACGGAGCUGGGCUCCAUGAUGGCUGAGUUCCCUCUCGACCCCCAGCUGGCCAAGAUGGUCAUCGCCAGCUGCGACUUCAACUGCUCCAAUGAGAUCCUCUCCAUCACCGCAAUGCUAUCAGUCCCACAGUGCUUUGUGCGGCCCACCGAAGCUAAGAAGGCAGCCGACGAGUCCAAAAUGAGGUUCGCCCACAUCGACGGGGACCACCUGACCUUGCUCAACGUCUACCACGCCUUCAAACAGAGUACGUAUGUUGCUCACCUGGAGCGCACCGGCCACUAUCUCACAGUGAAGGACAACCAGGUGGUCCAGUUGCACCCUUCCACCGUACUGGACCACAAGCCCGAGUGGGUUCUCUAUAACGAGUUUGUGCUGACCACCAAGAACUACAUCCGCACCUGCACUGAUAUCAAACCCGAAUGGCUUGUGAAAAUCGCUCCAGGAUACUACGAAAUGAGCAACUUCCCUCAAUGCGAGGCUAAGAGGCAACUGGAGCGCAUCGUCGCUAAACUUCAAACCAAGGAGUACUCUCAAUACUGAACCUGCGCAGCGGUGGAAGGACUGUACGUUUUGAAUUCAAUAUGCGCUGUGCAAUGCUUCUGAAGUUGUACAUCGUCACACAUCUACUUUAGGUUUUGUGUCUGUUUCGUUUUCUGUUUUGAUUUGUCGUCAAAAUAUAAUUAUUUUUUAUAACUCUUUGCUCCCGGCUCCGCCACGUGUUUUGGCACCUGGUGAAAGCAUAUUGUUUAAUUGGUCACUCUAGGCACUAAGGAUUUGGUUGGGAGCAAAUGCUUAACAGGGAUAAACACCAUCAACUGUUUUUGCAUGAGCAUUCAUGUGGAUGUUGACAUUCCUUAUCGACAUUGAGAACUUCCUGCUAUGUUAUUGAGUAGAAAAGUCCCUGUUUAUUCUGGAAAGGAGCUUUUACUUCAAUAAUAAAAAAACCUUGAUAUCAGUCAUGCUCAAG